CUCUCACCACUUCCUCUACAGUUCACACAAUGCGACUUCCACCUGUUUGACCCUCUUCGCAUCAGAGACAGAUUUGUGCAAAGGACAGAAGCGGUUAGCCCCGGGCAGCGGCGCGAAGGGACCUCGCAUUGCACUGUCUCAUCUCACAUCGACACCACACCGUUCCAACGAUACUGCCGCUCGCAAUGUCUACUCCGUCGUCUGACACUCGUCGACGCGGCGUCAUACCUCCUUGUCGCGGCGCGAGCUGGAGUUCUAGCAACGCCGACAGUCUCGAUUCACAGCAAACCUCAACAUCGGACCAGCUUGUGGGCUCUGGAUCAUACCGCGACAUCAAUCUGCGCUCCGCCAAUAUCUUCAUCCAUGAGCUUGAACCAGAGCAUUGGCCGCUUGAGAUACACACAUUCGUCGACCAUUUGUUUGCCGUCGAGAAAGUGCACGUAGGCACUCCUACCGCGGAGGCGUUGGUUAUGCCUGACACCUUGAAAGACACUUGCGUCGCCCUCGCCCAUCAAGCAAGCCGCAAAAAUCUGGAACAGGAGAUUGCCUGGAUGGACUUUCACAAACUCAUUCUGGGUCUCUUCAAUCACGAGAACAUCUCCUGGCGCCAGGGUCGAAGAUUCGAUGUCCAGGUAGGCCCGAGUAGCGAUACCGACCAGAAGCUCUCUACACCAGUCCCCGACCUCAUCUUCGGUCUCGCCGUCUCGGUGACACAAGAUGUCAUUCUCAGCCAAGCUCCUACUCUCUCCAACAGACUACUGGCACAUCUCGUCUCUUUGUGCGGUAUCCAAUCUUUCCCAACGCAAGAUCGUCGGGACGUUGCCUACCCCUGCGUCAUCUUUGAGGCAGAAUCGGACGCUGGCAGUCUCCUCGCGGCGGAGAACAAGGCAGCGCUUGCCGCUGCUCAGGCCCUUUCAAUGUUGGAGACUCUCAAAAUCGUUGCUCAAGCCUCUUACCGUCUACCGGCGAUCGUCAUUUGUACCCAGGGCUCCAUCUACGAGGUCUUCGUCGCCUUUGACCUGCGCGCGGACGACAUUGCCCCUAACGCAACUUCUCGUAAAGAUUCUGGCCCUGCUUAUCCUCUACAAUUCGGAGUGCACCUGGUUCAGAUCUGGUUGGGAGACCUACGACGUGCGGAGGCGAUGUACCAAUUCCAGAGACUCUGGUACAAUGUGACGCAGUGGAUCUUGAAUACCUGGAGACCCACCAUCAUAGGCAUGCUUGACGCUGUCAAGGCGACGAUCCCAGAUUAAGCUUCUUCUGCCUUGCAGCAAGACCACUAGACGUGAGGUACUAGAUGCCGAAGAGAUUAUGUCCAAGAAGGAGUUUGUAGAUACAUCAUUCACGUCACCGUUCAGGAAGAAGCUCAAUUGUAUAUCCAUCUCAAUGAUUUCUGGCCG
Messenger RNA from Microstroma glucosiphilum, 1400 nucleotides. RefSeq lists its product as hypothetical. The transcript has a single exon. Bases 186 to 1253 code for a protein of 355 amino acids. The record is from RefSeq and is a predicted model, not a curated record. Lineage: Eukaryota; Fungi; Basidiomycota; Exobasidiomycetes; Microstromatales; Microstromataceae.